Molecule: messenger RNA, 2836 nt
Organism: Apodemus sylvaticus (European woodmouse)
Lineage: Eukaryota; Metazoa; Chordata; Mammalia; Rodentia; Muridae
Product: solute carrier family 22 member 4
Exons: 10
Coding region: 687-2348 (553 amino acids)
Biological process (GO): carnitine transport; transmembrane transport
Cellular component (GO): membrane
Molecular function (GO): ATP binding; transmembrane transporter activity
Source: RefSeq, a predicted model, not a curated record
UGGCUUCCAGGUCCAACAGUUGCCUCUUUGCAAGGUGAGGAUCCUGCUUUUCCAAGGACGCUUUUCGGUCUCCCGCUGUCCCGUGAAGGACUACAGCCGUGCUAAGGUUCAUUAGUGAGCUCCCACGCUGGUGUGUGUGUGUGUGUGAAGAGGUGGCGCUCCUGUCCCUAACAGAGGUCUCCUGGGAGCGAGUGCAGACCUGAUUAACUGUCUGGUGCGCCUGCCUGAGCUCAGUCUCUAGGCUGGGGGAUAGUGAAGCAACUGACUCCUGCCCCGGGCUAGGCCUGGCUCUCCGGACGCUCCUCCUUGUCGCUCACCCUCCCACGUGGGGCCGAAAAAGCCGGAGCUCCGGGCAGCACGCGCGCGUUGUCCGGCGAGCCGGGGCGGGAGGCCUGCGUAGAAGGCCGCUGGGUGCAGGGAACGGAGCCGGAGGCAGAGUAAGCUCGAGAGCUCCGCCCACAUCGGUGGAGUGCAGUGGCCUUUCGGUGCCUCGCAGCACGGGGGUGUGGUCCAGAGGACUCGCCUUCCCAGAGCUCCGUGCCAACCCCUGGGAGUUUUGCAGCACCCGCAGCGCCCGCCGUUUGCGCUCAGCUACCCAGGAAGACCCCGGGAGCGCACGGUGAUCGCUAGACCCAUUUCUCCCCACCCAAAUCCCUUGUGCAAGCUGAGGAGGAAAGGCGAGAAGCAUGCGGGACUACGACGAGGUGAUCGCCUUCCUGGGCGAUUGGGGGCCCUUCCAGCGCCUCAUCUUCUUCCUGCUCAGCGCCAGCAUCAUCCCCAAUGGCUUCAAUGGUAUGUCAGUCGUGUUCCUGGCGGGGACCCCUGAGCACCAUUGCCUGGUUCCUGACACUGUGAACCUGAGCAGCUCCUGGCGCAACAACAGCAUUCCCUUGGAGAUGAAGGACGGACGACAGGUGCCUCAGAGCUGCCGCCGCUACAGACUGACCACCAUCGCCAACUUCUCUGCGCUGGGGCUGGAGCCGGGACAGGAUGUGGAUCUGGAGCAAUUGGAGCAGGAGAGCUGCCUGGAUGGCUGGGAGUAUAGCCAGGAUGUUUUCAUGUCUACCAUCGUGACAGAGUGGAAUCUGGUGUGUGAGGAUGACUGGAAGACACCCCUCACCACCUCCCUGUUCUUCGUAGGCGUUCUCUGUGGCUCCUUCGUGUCUGGGCAGCUGUCAGACAGGUUUGGCAGGAAGAAAGUCCUCUUUGCCACCAUGGCUGUGCAGACUGGAUUCAGCUUCGUGCAGAUUUUCUCAACCAACUGGGAGAUGUUCACUGUGUUAUUUGCCAUCGUAGGCAUGGGCCAGAUCUCCAACUAUGUGGUGGCCUUCAUACUAGGAACUGAAAUCCUGAGCAAGUCGGUUCGCAUCAUCUUCUCCACGUUAGGAGUCUGUACGUUUUUUGCCAUCGGCUACAUGGUCCUGCCUCUGUUUGCAUACUUCAUCCGGGACUGGAGGAUGCUGCUGCUGGCCCUGACACUGCCUGGGCUGUUCUGUGUCCCCCUGUGGUGGUUUAUUCCAGAAUCUCCCCGUUGGCUGAUAUCCCAGAGGAGAUUUGCAGAGGCAGAACAGAUCAUCCAGAAAGCUGCAAAGAUGAACAGCAUCGUAGCGCCAGCAGUGAUCUUCGAUCCUCUGGAGCUACAGGAGCUAAACUCCUUGAAGCAGCAGAAAGUCUUCAUUCUGGACCUGUUCAAGACUAGGAACAUUGCCACAAUAACAGUGAUGUCUGUGAUGCUGUGGAUGCUAACGUCAGUGGGUUACUUUGCUUUGUCUCUCAACGUUCCUAAUUUGCAUGGAGAUGUCUACCUGAACUGCUUCCUCUCUGGCCUGAUUGAAGUCCCAGCUUAUUUCACAGCCUGGCUGCUACUGCGAACCCUGCCUCGGAGAUAUACUAUAGCUGGGGUGCUGUUCUGGGGAGGAGGUGUGCUGCUCUUGGUCCAAGUGGUACCUGAAGAUUACAACUUUGUGUCCAUCGGCCUGGUGAUGCUAGGGAAAUUUGGGGUCACCUCUGCCUUCUCCAUGCUGUAUGUCUUCACUGCGGAGCUCUACCCAACCCUGGUCAGGAACAUGGCUGUGGGCAUCACCUCCAUGGCCUCGAGAGUGGGCAGCAUCAUUGCCCCCUAUUUCGUUUACCUGGGCGCCUAUAACAGACUCCUGCCCUACAUCCUCAUGGGCAGUCUCACUGUCCUCAUUGGAAUCGUCACGCUUUUUUUCCCUGAAAGUUUUGGAGUGACUCUACCAGAGAACUUGGAGCAGAUGCAGAAAGUGAGAGGGUUCAGAUGUGGGAAAAAAUCAACAGUCUCGACAGACAGAGAAGAAAACCCCAAGGUUCUAAUAACGGCGUUCUAACGAGGUUUCCUAGGCCCUUGGCAAACUGAAAAACAGAUGUGUAGGAUGUGCUGGAGUGAGCCUGCAAUCCCAGCACUCUCAGGGUGGAGACAGGAGAUCUGAAGUUCCAGGCCAUCCUUGGCUACGUCAGGAGUGUCAGACCAGCCUGUCUUACCACAAGCAACCCUGUCUCAGCAAAACAAAGCGAAACAGAACAAACAAAAGCCUUUUCUGCUGAAAGGGACUAGUAGGGGUGAUGAGCGCUAACCUGGACUUGUGGAGAAAUACACAAUAUCUCAUGAAUUCUCGGCCACUCUUCCAGAUGGUCUUGUUUUUAAGAACAAACAUUUUGAAACAGUCUUGAUUACUAACUAUUGGAUAAAAUAGAUUUGUAAGUUUUUUUUAAAUGUGUUAGUCAAGGAUUGGCAAAAUCCAUAUGAAGAUUAACACACAUUUCCAAUUGUAUAAAUGCUAUCCAAAUAAAAAAUUUAUUGCAUUAUCACAACUAU